CAAUUGUAAUUCCAAUUUCGGCACUUUCUUUAGCGUGUUGCUCCGAUUAAAGGCGACUUCGAUUGACGCUACUUCGAAUAAUUGUUUAAAAAUGACAACUUGUUUUGCCACAUUUGAUCAAAAUAAAAGGAAUUACAAAGCCGGCGAAUCUGUUAGAGGUCAAUUUGUUUUAACUACAACCACGGAUAAACCCGUUCAUGCGGUCUACAUACAAUUGCGGGGAGAGGGAAUAGUGUUUGUAAAUGAAUACAGAAAUGUGCCUAUGAAGAGCGGUAUAGAAAAAAUAGUGGACUCACGAGUUAACAUUAUUGAAGGGACGUCCCUAGCGGCUGGCACCUACACAAUCCCAUUCGACUUCCUUAUACCAGAUAAUGUUCCAACGUCAUGUUUUUUCGACCUUGGAAUCAUAAAGUAUUCUGUUGUACUAGUUAUCGAUCGUCCAUGGAAGUUUGAUAAAGAAUUUGAAGAGCUCAUAACCGUAAGAGGAUGCUACGAUCUUAGCAAGUAUCCAGAGCUUUUGGUUCCCAUAGAAAAUGAAGUCAUAAAGAGCUUUUGCUGCUGGCCCUGUGCCUCAGCUCCAAUCAUAUUAAGUUUAAGGAUGCCCAUCAGUGGAUAUGUGCCCGGCGAGACAAUUAACUGCAUCAUAAGCAUAGAUAACCAGGCGGUUGGUAACGAUUUGGUCAACGUUCAAUUGUCCCUUAUUCAAAUCGUCAAGUUUGCGAGUAUCUUAUCUGAUGCAAGAACUGUAAUACGCACACGGAAAGCGAUAAUCUGCUCUAACCUGCUCGCCGAUCGGGUAAAUCGAUUGUCUAAGAAAUUUAUAAAUGGCACUCUUGUUGUGCCAGACACAGUUCACUCCUCUCGAGAAAGACACAUUAUUCGCAUUCAAUAUUUGGUGUUAUUGAGCAUGGCGUUCGGGUAUUUUCAUCCAAAUUGUGUCAUAGAAGUACCUAUAGUAAUAGGUACCGAGCCACUGAUCCCGAAUCUUAAUGAUGACCUAGCAUCGGCAACUGAAAUCACGCAAUGGAUACCUCAGACACCUGACACUCCAGCUGGAGCAACAACUCCAUCGGCUCCAUGCUUUGACGAUUCUGGUAAGUCGAAACAUGCCAAAUAUUUGUAUAGUGUAUACUGAUAUAUCCUUUUAUCC
Molecule: messenger RNA, 1150 nt
Organism: Drosophila sulfurigaster albostrigata
Lineage: Eukaryota; Metazoa; Arthropoda; Insecta; Diptera; Drosophilidae
Product: arrestin domain-containing protein 3-like
Exons: 3
Coding region: 92-1135 (347 amino acids)
Biological process (GO): protein transport
Cellular component (GO): cytoplasm
Source: RefSeq, a predicted model, not a curated record